CGUCAGAACUCGCGGUGCUGAACCUCUCUCACCCCUGCAGUGAAACACAGUUCAUCCCCAUCCCCACCUUUAACUCAGCUACCGGACCGAGCCAACCCACCCUCUCCCACUCUCCGAGCACGCUCCUGUCUCGGGCUGUCCUGACGAGCGGAACCAGUCGCAGUUCGAACCCCGAAGAGACCGACCAGCAGAAACGUUAGCUGCUAGCCGAACACUGGCACGAGGCGAACGAUCGUGCCGAAAACCCUUGGCCAUGAGCUCGGCCUCGGAAACAUGCAGAAACCAUUGAGAGAGCUGGGCCGAUUGCGCCUCAGUACGGGUGAGCAGAGCAACGACGUCGUGGCGGAAGUUUGCACGGAGCCGCGUGGCGGACUUCCGCUUCUUCAGGUAUGGCCGAGCGAUUCACCGAGAGGCGAAGCCGACGGACAAGCACAAGCAUUCGUGUUUCCCGACGUCCAGGAAAACGUCAACGACAGUGGCAUCGAGUCCAUACAGGCAUCGCCAUCACCGUGCGGUGUAGCGAGCACAAGUCCAGCCGCGACUCCACAGCAGUCGCGACGUGCCAGCCUGCUUCAUCCGGAUCAUGCUCGACUACAGUUGCAUCAUUUGCAUCACAAUCACCAUAAUUCAGGGUCUAAGAGUCCCCCGACGCCGGAUAGGACCUCCAUCGACGAGGAGCCUCCACUUCCGCCGAGUCCAUCGAGCUCCACUACCAGCAGUUUACGAUCCAUGCCAAGCUCCGCCAUUGCUUCCAUGCACUCGCAAGAUAGGAGACGAAGCAGCAGGUACAGCAUGUUCGACGCCCUGGAUCUGGAGUACGCGCUGCUGAGGGCAGCAGCUCGAGGAUCAGUGGGUCCAUAUUCUCUAUCAGAGUCCUUGCACAAGUUAACGUUCACGCAGAGUCUGGCAUUCCCGGCUCUAGCCCGCGGAUUGGCUUCGAAGCAGAGCGUCCCGACCAGAAGGCCUCAACAACACACGGAGAGCGGAUUGAACGCAUUCGCGAAGGUGGUGACCGCGUUGGUCCUAGUGUUGGUCAGCGUGUUGGUGUUCGGUGUGGUGUACAAGUUCGUAAGGACGUGAGGAUGGCUGCUGGUACCCGAUCGACAGCCUGGACCCUCGCAGGAAUUUGAUCGACCCGGUACCAGCGACUCGUUCGAUAAUUGACUUUCUGAUUGAUUCUGAUUUUUCAAAAUUUUGAUAGAAUUAAACCUUGUGCGUGAUGUGGGUAGAAAUUCCCUUAGCGAAACGUGGUUAGCUCGAUGAACUGGAAGCUCAAAGCUUCGGUACUGAAGGAUUCUGAACACGAUUUUGAUGUCGUACCAAGUGAAAGUUAGAACUAGUUAAAUGUGGAUGAUUACGUAUGAAACUAUUUUGGUGUGAAAGCUCAGUGUAAAAAGUAGAUAAAGGUUGAUAGCUAAUGAACGAAAUUAUGGAAGCUCAAAGCUAACAGAAAGCGAAGGCACACUUUGGUAUAACUUUGAUGACCAAGUGAAAACUACAGGUUAAUUCUAAAACUAACAUUUUACCAGAACAUGGUCCCACUCAGAAGUUCAAAACUAUAAUACGAACUAAUUUUGAACGAGUCCUAACUUUUUGACGAAAUCUUGAUACCAAGAAGAUUAAUUCUGCGGAUUAAGGGUGUUUUUGAAAAAACUAACUCUUUAGUACUGCCUUGGUCGCAGCUAGAAGCUUAAAGCUAUGAUAGAAAUUGACGGAUUUUGAACAAGACUUAACUUUUUGACGAAAUCUUGUUAUCAGGCGAGCACUCGAGGUUAAUUCUAAAAAUUGAAGAUGUUUUUGCAACAAUUUUAGUACAACCUUGAUUCCACCCAAAAGCUUAAAGCUAAAUAAUUCUGAACGAGACAUAACCUUUUGACGAAAUCUGGGUUCCAGGUGAAAAAAUCAUCUCGACAAGAACUGACAUUUUGCAAAAACAUUGAAAGUCAAAUGUAGAUCUUGACGAUAGUUCAGAACCUCGGAUGGUGUUUAACCAUGGGGCCUAUAUCAUAAACGUGUUAAUGGAUACUGAUUGAAGAACUAAAACAUUUAUUCCAGCGACUGUGAUUGCAAAAGUGACUAUUUCGUUCGAUCAACGGAGCCUUUUCAAUUCGAGAAAGUGAAUAUAAUAUUAUGAUAUAGAACGAGCUUGAAACAAUAGAGAGUCGAAUGUAAACUAAUCUGGAAAGAGAUUUUCAUAAGGUGCAAUGAAUUUUUAUUCAUGAAAACCGACAUGAUUGAAAAUCGAUAGUUUUGCACGCGGACAAGGGAUUCGAGCGCGUGAAACGCGUUCCUCGUGCUUUUUAAUUCUAAAUAAAUAAAGUAUAGCUAUAUAGCUGUGCUCGCAGCCCGCCUUCUAGCUAUAUUUGCAAUUGAAAAAGAACAAAGAGUUAAUCAAUAUCAUUACUUCCAACUUUAAAACUUCCUCUAAAAGUUUGUAAAUAUAUUAGUUAUUUCUAAUUUGCUGUGAAAUGAUUCUUGUCCGCGUUGCAAAAAUGUGGCGAGCUGUCAGCUUGCUUUACAACCCUCGGAAAGCGUCUUAUGCCAAUACCGGGUCAAUUUUAACCCAUAGCUGUAGAAUUUCAUUAGAAAACGUAGUAAUGUUUAUAGGAUAGGUGUUAUAGAAAAGUAGAAUUUAUGUUUCAUAGUUUAUAUCUUUCUAAAAUAUUUGUACUAGAAUUUUUAUCCCACUGCAGAGUAAUAUGUGUUGAGUCUGCAAUAUUUGGGUCCUUCAGAUUAGUGAUAGCUUUUCAUUUUUUGGGACAAAAGUGACCCGAUGUCGGCUGAGGGUAAAUAACGAACAAUCCGUGACUCUUCAAGUGCUUUACACUACUCUAUUCCGAUGACAAUCGAUCCAAUAUUAAUUUUAUUUGACAUCUUUCGUCGAUCAGCUUCA
Messenger RNA from Megachile rotundata (alfalfa leafcutting bee), 2893 nucleotides. RefSeq lists its product as uncharacterized. The record is from RefSeq and is a predicted model, not a curated record. Lineage: Eukaryota; Metazoa; Arthropoda; Insecta; Hymenoptera; Megachilidae.